AUCACUAAGCAUUAGCAUUCCUUAUCUCUCUGGUUUAUUCUGUCCUGUUUUCUUAACUUGGAUAUGGGAGAAGCCGUGGAGAUCAUGUUAGAAAAUGGGUUCCCCAAGAUUCGCAAUGAGACCUCACUCAAUCUGAGCAUCCACUCCAACAAGCAAGAUUGCCAUUGGUACGAAGAAACCAUCGAUGAUGAUCUCAAGUGGUCUUUUGCCCUCAACAGUGUUCUCCAUCAAGGAACUAGUGAGUACCAGGACAUUGCGCUGCUGGACACAAAACGGUUCGGAAAGGUUCUUGUGAUUGAUGGAAAAAUGCAAAGUGCAGAGAGAGAUGAGUUUAUCUACCAUGAAUGUUUGAUUCACCCGGCCCUCCUUUCUCACCCCAACCCCAAAUCGGUGUUUAUAAUGGGAGGAGGUGAAGGCUCUACUGCAAGAGAAAUACUAAAACAUAAGACGAUCGAGAAAGUGGUCAUGUGUGAUAUUGAUCAGGUGGUUGUUGAUUUUUGCAAGAAAUUUCUAACCGUUAACAGCGAAGCUUUCUACAACAAGAAGCUUGAACUUGUGAUCAAUGAUGCAAAGGCUGAAUUAGAGAAACGAGAAGAGAAGUUUGAUAUAAUAGUGGGAGAUUUAGCGGAUCCAGUGGAAGGUGGACCAUGUUAUCAGCUCUACACCAAAACUUUUUAUCACAACAUCCUAAGACCAAAGCUUAACCCCAAUGGCAUCUUUGUGACCCAGGCUGGACCAGCUGGAAUAUUUACACACAAGGAAGUUUUCACAUCAAUCUACAACACCAUGAAGCAAGUCUUCAAGUACGUAAAGGUUUACACAGCACACAUCCCGUCAUUUGCUGAUACGUGGGGAUGGGUGAUGGCAUCAGAUCAACAGUUUGAGAUUGAAGCUAAGGAAAUGGAUCAAAGAAUCGAAGAGAGAGUGAAAGGAGAAUUGAUGUAUUUAAAUGCUUCUUCUUUCCUUUCUGCUUCUACCCUCAACAAGACCAUCUCUCUCGCGCUUGAGAGGGAGACAGAAGUUUUUAGUGAGGAGAAUGCGAGAUACAUUCAUGGUCAUGGUGUGGCGUACCGGCAUACUUGAAAAAAUAAAAAAAUAAAAAAAUAAAAAACUGGUUUAUUUCUAGUAUUCUUUUCUCCGCACAUAACCAGAUGUUGUCUUGAUUAGUUUUGUUGGGUUUUAUUUUAG
This is a messenger RNA of Eutrema salsugineum, 1188 nucleotides long. RefSeq names its product thermospermine synthase ACAULIS5. The coding region runs from base 64 to 1083 and encodes 339 amino acids. Gene Ontology annotation, biological process: polyamine biosynthetic process. The transcript has 9 exons. Gene Ontology annotation, molecular function: thermospermine synthase activity. NCBI's taxonomy places the organism in Eukaryota, Viridiplantae, Streptophyta, Magnoliopsida, Brassicales, Brassicaceae. The record is from RefSeq and is a predicted model, not a curated record.